Messenger RNA from Anopheles stephensi (Asian malaria mosquito), 516 nucleotides. RefSeq lists its product as uncharacterized. NCBI's taxonomy places the organism in Eukaryota, Metazoa, Arthropoda, Insecta, Diptera, Culicidae. The record is from RefSeq and is a predicted model, not a curated record. Bases 63 to 497 code for a protein of 144 amino acids. The transcript is spliced from 2 exons.
GAAUUCUUAGCCCGACUAGCACCGGCAGAACUUCAGCCGCAACAUUCGAAACCACCACGGCCAUGGGUCAACGGGUUGUCACAUCACUGGCGGUGGCGUUGGGACUCUUAGCCUUUGCCCUUCCGAUCACCGCUUACGAGCUCACCCUCGAAGACGAGCUGGAAACGGGCAUCAAGGAUUGGUCGUGCAAAUCGUACUGCAACAACUGCAACUGUACGGCCGCCUUUGUCCCGGAGGAGAACCUCUGCCUUUGCUACUGUCCCAAUCCAGCAGAAAAAUCACGCUGCUUCCAGUUCGUGCGUGAAACGAACAACAUUCUGGGCAUCGAGUAUGACCUGAAGGUGCUGGAUGCGGCCGCCACCCGUAUCGUGAUGCCAGUGCAGCGUACCAAGCGAGACACACCGAGGAAACGUCGGCUCGAAAGACGUAAGGAACGGAUACAAAAUCGACGCACUAACCGGAAUGCUCGUAAACGACGGGUAAGGGUUGAGAUAUGAUUUUGGACGUGUAGGAACA